Messenger RNA from Adineta steineri, 2508 nucleotides. The record is from the annotation of a GenBank genome assembly. Lineage: Eukaryota; Metazoa; Rotifera; Eurotatoria; Adinetida; Adinetidae.
AUGACAAAUAUAUUUCGAAGUGAAGAAAUGACAUUAUGUCAAUUGUAUUUACAACCUGAUGCUGCUUAUUCUUGUAUAUCGGAAUUAGGUGAAUUAGGAAUUGUUCAAUUUCGUGAUUUAAAUCCAAAUGUCAAUGCAUUUCAACGAAAAUUCGUAAAUGAAGUUCGACAAUGUGAAGAAAUGGAACGAAAAAUUCGUUUUCUUGAAAGUGAAAUCAAAUCUGAUGAAAUCCCAAUCCAGGAUUCCAAAGAAUAUCCCGAUGCACCAAAACCUCGUGAAAUUAUUGAUCUCGAGGCAGUUUUGGAAAAAUUAGAUAAUGAUAUAAAAUUAAUCAAUACAAAUGCUGAUGCACUUUUUAAAAAUUUUUAUCAAUUAACCGAAUUAAAACAUAAUUUAGCUAUGACAGAAGGUUUUUUCAAUGAUACAAGUCAUCCAAUUGUAUUUGAUAGUGCAGAUGAACUUACUAGUGGAUUAAUCAAUCCAAAUGUAUCAACAGGUGGUAGUGAAAUGAAAUUUGGAUUUGUAAGUGGAGUUAUUCCACGUGAACGAUUAAUUGCAUUUGAACGAAUGUUAUGGCGUGUUUCUCGUGGAAAUGUUGUUUUAAAAUAUUCUGAUAUUGAUGAAUUAAUUGAAGAUCCUAAUACACUAACAAAAAUUCAUAAAUCAGUAUUUGUCGUUUUUUUUCAAGGUGAACAAUUAAAAAAUCGUAUUCAAAAAAUUUGUGAAGGUUUUCGUGCAAAUAUUUAUCCAUGUCCAGAUGAUCCAAAUGAACGUCGAAAUUUAACAAUGAAUGUAAUGACACGUUUAGAAGAUUUAAAUAUUGUUCUUCAUCAAACACAAGAACAUCGUCGAAAUCUUUUACUUGAAACAGCUCGAUCAAUUAAAAUAUGGAAAAUCAAACUUACAAAAAUUAAAGCGAUUUAUCAUACAAUGAAUAUGUUUAAUAAUGAUGUGGCGAAAAAAUGUUUUAUUGCUGAAUGUUGGGCACCUAAUUCACAAUUAGAAUUAAUUCGAUUAUCAUUAGCAAAAGGAUCAGAAAUAAGUGGAAGUGGAGUAGGUACAUCAAUUCUUUAUCAAAUGGAAAGUCAAGAAAAACCACCAACAUAUCAUAAUUUAAAUAAAUUUACACAAGGUUUUCAAAAUUUAGUUGAUGCAUAUGGUGUUGCUACUUAUAGAGAAAUUAAUCCAAUGCCAUUUGUUUUAAUAACAUUUCCAUUUUUAUUUGCUGUGAUGUUUGGUGAUGCUGGACAUGGACUUAUUGUUACUGCAUUUGCUCUUUGGAUGGUUUUAAAAGAAAAUUCACUUAAAGAUAAAUGGAGAAAUCAAGAAGUUUGGACAAUAUUUUUUGGUGGAAGAUAUAUUAUUUUAUUAAUGGGAAUAUUUUCCAUUUAUACUGGUCUUAUUUAUAAUGAUGUCUUUUCAAAAUCUAUUAAUAUUUUUGGAUCAUCAUGGAGAGUUGGAUUUGAUGAAAAAACAUUACUUAAAUCGGAUUCAGUAAUGUUAGAACCAAAUCCUCAACCUUACAAUGGAACAACAACAUAUAAACAAAUGUAUAGUGGAAAUCCAUAUCCAUUAGGUCUUGAUCCGAUAUGGCAAUUAGCUGAAAAUAAAAUCACAUUUACAAAUUCUGCUAAAAUGAAGUUUGCAAUUAUUAUUGGUAUAACUCAAAUGAGUUUUGGUGUAAUACUUAGCUUAUGGAAUCAUAUAUAUUUUCGACAUUAUUAUGCCGUAUUUUUAGAAUUUUUUCCGCAACUUAUCUUUUUAAUGUGCAUAUUUUUUUAUUUAAUUAUUUUAAUAUUUUAUAAAUGGACACAUUUUCAAGCAGUCGAUGCAACAACAGCACCAGCACUUCUUAUUCAUUUAAUUAAUAUGAUGUUAAUGUCUUAUCCAGCAAAUGAUUCGAAAACUCCUCAAAGUUCUUUAACAUUUUAUAGUAGUCAAAAAACUGUCCAACAAGGCUUAUUAUUUGUUGCACUUCUUUGUAUUCCAUGGUUACUUGUUGGAAAACCAGUUUAUACAAUUAUUAAAAAUAAAAAUAAAAAUAAACAUCCACCAAGUUUACCUAAUGGUGUUGCAAGCAAUGAUAUUGAAAUGAAUGUUCCUAGUCAUCAUCCAGAGGUUGAUAUGAGUGAAGUCUGGGUUGAACAAGGAAUUCAUACAAUCGAAUAUUUUCUUGGUUGUAUAUCUCAUACAGCUUCUUAUUUACGUCUUUGGGCACUUUCAUUAGCUCAUGCACAAUUAUCUGAAGUCUUAUGGCAUAUGGUAUUACAAAUUGGAUUAUCGAUGAAUGGUAUAGUUGGUGGAAUAGGAAUUUUUAUUGUAUUUACAGUCUGGUCAUCAUUAACUGUAUUUAUAUUACUUUUAAUGGAAGGUCUUUCUGCUUUUCUUCAUGCACUUCGUCUUCAUUGGGUUGAAUUUCAAUCAAAAUUUUAUAAAGGUGAAGGUUAUCCAUUUGUUCCAUUUUCAUUUAAAACAAUUUUUGAUGAACUUCCACCAGCAGAUGCAUAA